This is a messenger RNA of Pelagomonas calceolata, 1057 nucleotides long. NCBI's taxonomy places the organism in Eukaryota, Pelagophyceae, Pelagomonadales, Pelagomonadaceae. The record is from the annotation of a GenBank genome assembly.
AUGAGGCUGCUGCUGGCCUAUGUGAUCACAAAAGCACUGGGAGCCACGGUCACGCUCGACAGCAACGACGUGCGCCACGCCUUUGUGGGCGGCGGGUCCGGGCGCGUCGCGGCGCGCACGCGCGCGGCGCCGCCCGAGCCCGGCUGCGUCGAGCGGCGCGUCGGGGACACCCACCCGGAGCUCGGCAACACCGACGACGUCUUCGUCCGGCGCUGCGGCCCGCCGCCCGUCACGAACGCGACGCGGGUUGCCUUAUGCGUGCCCACGCUCUAUGGUGCGUAUCUCAGGGCGCCUUCGACGAUGCGCUGGGCCGCGGCGUGGCUUGAGCACUAUAGAAGCUUGGGCGUCGCCCACUUCUUUGUCUACGCCGCGGCGCCCGUGCGAGGGCUGGACGCCGCCGACGUCACGUUGCUGGACGUGGCGUGGCUCGGCGGCUGCCGCGCGCUACCCAAAACGCACCACGCGCGGUGCGCGUACACACAAAACCGGAGCCUCGUCUACUGGGGCCAGAACUGGGUCCUGAACGACUGCCACCAGCGCGCGGCUGCCCAAGGCUUCGGCUGGGCGCUCGCGGUGGACCUCGACGAGGUCCUCGAGCUCGGGCCGAACCGCACGUUGGCGGACCUCGCCCGCGAUCCCGUCGACGUGCACACCUUCGGCUCCUCGGCCGAGCGGCCGCGCCCCUGCGGCGCGCCGUGUGCCGCCGGCGCCGCGCCGCCUCCCGCGCGGCCGCAUUGCCUCCCGCGGUACUGCGGCGACUGCGAGCGGUGCCUCGGCCAUCGCGGCCGGCGAAAGCACCUCUCCCGCGUCGCGCGCGUGCACGGUGCGAACAUCCACUUCGUCUCGCCCCGCGCCUGCGCGCCGCCGUGCCAGGUCCGUGACCACGCGGCGACGAACGCCUGGCUUCGGCACUUCGGCGGCCGUAAGUCGCGGUCCGGGAUGCGGUCGCUCCGUAUCACGGACGGGUGCCCGAGGACCUACUGCGAGACGGCUGGUUGGAUGGGCCCCCAGCAGUAAUCUGGUACGGUGACUAGUGAGUGGAGAUCCGGGGGAGACA